AUGAAUUAGAAUGUUGAAUAUGAAGAAAAUCUAUAUAAAAUUUUAGCAUAGAUUAACAAUAUUGAUGAUUAAAUCUUGAGUGCGAUUUUUGAAAUAUUUAAAAAAGAGAAAAUUUAAGAAUGUGAAGGAUUACUUACAAAAAAUGAAAAUCAUAACUAAUUAGAAUUUUAAAUGGAUAAGUUAAAAGAAGUUAAGGCUUAUUAUAAUAAUAUUAAAUAAAUCAAAAAUGUUAUCAGCUAAAUUAAAGAUCAUGACUUCAAUAAAAAUAAUUAUAACUCAGAAAUCUACAUAGAAAUUAAACGAAAGCUAAUUUUGAAAAUAUCAUAAGAAUAGAAGAUUAUUGAAUUAUUGAUAUUUCUAGUUCAGCUUACAGCAAUUGACAACUAAUUUGUCUAAUGUGGGUCAAAUUCACUGCAUAUAUUAAUUGAAAUGAAGGUUGAUCUAACUAAAAAAUGCUUUGAAAAUAUUAAGAUAUUAAACACUUCUUUGAUUGGAGCUAAUUUUGCCAGAUGCAAUCUGAGCGGAUCAGAAUUUGAAAAUGUAGAUAUAAGUGGAGUAAAUUUGAAUGAAACAUAGUUAAUUAAUUGUAAGUGGAAAAACUUAAGAAUAAAUGAGUUACAUAAAUUUGAUGAGCUUAGUAAAUCAGUAUGCUUCUCUCAUGACGGUGCAAUAUUGGCUACUGGUAGUAGUGAUGACUCUAUUUGUUUAUGGGAUGUUAAGACAGGUCAAUAGAAAUUUAAAUUAAAAGGUCAUACUAGCUAUGUCGAAUCUGUUUGUUUCUCUCCUGAUGGUUCUACAUUAGCAUCUGGUAGCGAUGAUAAAUCUAUUCGUUUAUGGGAUGUUAAGACAGGACAAAAAAAGUUUAAGCUGGAUGGACAUUAUCAUACUAUCAAUUAAAUUUGCUUCUCUCCAGAUGGCACAACAUUAGCAUCUGGUAGUGAUGAUUAAUCUAUUAAUUUAUGGGAUGUUAAGACAAGAAAAAAAAAAUCUAAAAUCUAAGAUAAUAUUAAUUCCGUCAGAACAGUUUGCUUCUCUCCUGAUAGCUUUACUCUAGCAUUUGGAAGUUCUGAUUACUUUAUCCGCUUAUGGGAUGUUAAGACAGGUCAAUAGAAAUUUAAAUUAGAUGGUCAUACUAGAUAUGUCGAAUCUGUUUGUUUCUCUCCUGAUGGUUCUACAUUAGCAUCUAGUAGCGAUGAUAAAUCUAUUCGUUUAUGGGAUGUUAAGACAGGACAAUAAAAAUUUUAAUUUGAUGGCCAUACUAGUUUUGUGCAAUCAGUUUGCUUUUCUCCUGAUGGCACUUUAUUAGCAUCUGGUAGUAAAGAUAAGUCUAUUUGUUUAUGGAAUGUUAAGACAGGAUAGCAAGACUCUAAUUUCCUCGGACAUACUUGUAGUGUCAAUUCAAUAAACUUUUCACCUAAUGGCACCAUUUUAGCUUCCAGCAGUGAUGAUAAGUCUAUUCGCCUAUGGGAUGUCAAAGCAGGUAAAUAAAAACCGACAUUUGAUGGUCAUACUAGUGCUAUAUCUUCAUUAUGCUUUUCUCCUAAUGGUACCAUUAUAGCAUCUGGUAGUGAUGAUAAAUCUAUUCGUUUAUGGGAUGUUAAGACAGGACAAUAAAAAUGUAUAUUUAAUGAUCACACCAGCACUGUUUGGUCAGUAUGCUUCUCUCCGGAUGGUGCUACAUUAGCAUCAGGUAGUAGAGAUAAGUCUAUCUGCUUAUGGGAUGUUAAGACAGGACAAUAAAAAUUUAAAUUUGAUAGUCAUACAAGUUAUGUCAGGUCAGUUUGCUUUUCUCCUGAUGGCACUAUAUUAGCAUCUGGUAGUGAUGAUAAAUCUAUCCGUUUAUGGGAUAUUAAGACAGGAUAAUAAAAAUCUAAAUUAGAUUGUCAUAAUUAUACUAUAAAUUCGGUUUGCUUCUCUCCAGAUGGUACUACUUUAGCAGCUGGUAGUGUGGAUAAUUCUGUCUAAUUAUGGGAUGUUAAUACAGAAACAUAAAAAUCCAAAUUAAUAGGUCAUAAACAUUUUGUCGAAACAGUUUGCUUCUCUCCUGAUGGUACUACAUUAGCAUCUGGUAGCGAUGAUUACUCAAUUUUUUUAUGGGAUGUUAAGAACGGGCAAUUAAAGUCUUAAUUAAAUGGUCAUACUAGUUAUGUCAGGUCAAUUUGCUUCUCUCCAGAUGGUACUACAUUAGCAUCUGGCAGUGAUGAUAAGACUAUCCGCUUAUGGGAUAUAAAGACAGGAUAAUAAAAAUCUAAAUUAGAUGGUCAUAUUAGUAAUGUAAGGUCAGUUUGCUACUCUCCUGAUGGCAAUACAUUGGCGUCUGGCAGUUGGGAUAAUUCAAUCCGAUUAUGGGAUGUAUAAAAAAUGAAAUCCAAGGUAAAGAGUUCUGAAGAUCUUUUAGCAUAAUAGAAAAUACCUUUUUAAGGUAAUUCUUUUUCAAAAAAUGGUAUGAAUUUAAAUUUAAAUAAAGUUAACUCUCAUAUUCCAAUUCUCCUGAUAUCAAAAUAAACAAUAUUUUAGGCAUAAGGAGCAUUAAUUUUAGAUGGAUAAUUUCUCAAUUAUUAAGGAAUAGAUUUGCGAAUUUUAUUUAAAUAAAGAGGAAGCUCUAUUUGGGAAAGCUAAAUAGAAUUUUAAUAAAAGUAAAAUUGA
This is a messenger RNA of Paramecium pentaurelia, 2646 nucleotides long. NCBI's taxonomy places the organism in Eukaryota, Ciliophora, Oligohymenophorea, Peniculida, Parameciidae. The record is from the annotation of a GenBank genome assembly.